Molecule: messenger RNA, 1017 nt
Organism: Closterium sp. NIES-65
Lineage: Eukaryota; Viridiplantae; Streptophyta; Zygnematophyceae; Desmidiales; Closteriaceae
Source: the annotation of a GenBank genome assembly
AUGGCCUCCAUACUCGCUGCUCGUCAGGUCCUUUCAGGAAUUUCCUUCAGCUCUGCCGUCAGAGGCACCGAGAUUGCUACCCGCAGCCUCCCCGCUCUUCCCCUACCAGUCGCGCCCCGCGGACUCGGCGUCACCGCGCUCUUCAGGUCGCGCAAAGCCGCCGUACCCGCGAAGAGCGUCCCCGCGACGAAGCUGCGCACAGAGGACGGCAUUUUCGGCACGUCGGGCGGGUUUGGAUUCACUAAGGCGAACGAGCUGUUCGUGGGGCGCGUGGCCAUGCUGGGCUUCGCAGCGUCGCUGCUGGGCGAGGCGAUCACGGGCGCGGGCAUUCUAUCGCAGCUCAACAUCGAGACGGGCAUCCCCAUCACUGAAACCGAGCCGCUGCUACUCUUCUUUAUCGCAUUCACUGUGCUCGGCGCGAUCGGCGGGCUGGGCGACCGCGGGCGAUUCGUGGACGACGACGCGCCUGCGGGUCCGCCGGUGAAGCCGGGGAGCUUCAAGGCGGCGCUGGGGUUGAGCGAGGACGGGCCUCUGUUCGGAUUCACCAAGGCUAACGAGCUGUUCGUGGGGCGGCUGGCGCAAUUAGGGUUUGCGGCGAGCCUGAUCGGCGAGGUGAUUACGGGCAGGGGCGCGCUGGCGCAGCUGAACAUCGAGAUCGGCGUGCCCGUGUGGGAGCUCGAGCCGCUGCUGCUCGCUAGCGUCGCCUUCUUCUUCGUCGCCGCCAUCAACCCCGGUACAGGGAAAUUCAUUAACGACGACGAUCGGACUGAGCCAGUGCAGAGGGAACGAGCUCAGAGAGGCACUGCUGCAGCUGCUGUGGGUUUACAUGUGCAGGGCCAAGGCAAAGCGAGUGCCAAUUCCCCCCUUGCCUCUUGUGAAUGCAUUGCUGACAAUGCUGCUGCUGCUGCUGCUGCUGCUGCUGCUGCUGCUGCUGCUGCUGCUGCUGCUGCUGCUGCUGCUGCUGCUGCUGCUGCUGCUGCCGGUGGUGCUGACGCUGCUUGUUUCGCCGGUCUCUGA